Giardia duodenalis is the source of this 1392-nucleotide messenger RNA. Its product is annotated as Splicesome-associated protein. Gene Ontology annotation, molecular function: RNA binding. Lineage: Eukaryota; Fornicata; Diplomonadida; Hexamitidae. Gene Ontology annotation, cellular component: spliceosomal complex. The transcript has a single exon. The coding region runs from base 1 to 1392 and encodes 463 amino acids. Gene Ontology annotation, biological process: mRNA splicing, via spliceosome. The record is from RefSeq and is a predicted model, not a curated record.
AUGUCGGCAGAAGAGUUCCACUUUGCAAUGCUAGUCUACUGCACGUCAAUGCGGGCCUUUGGGCUAGUGUCGAUGGAUUCUUCGGAGUCGUAUGAAGAACAGCUUAUAAAGGAAAAUCUUCUAGCCUAUCUAGCACACAUAGCUUACGUGCAGUAUCAAACAAUGCACAGAUUAAUAACGCAGCAGGGAACUAACACACUUGCUGAGAACUGCCGGUUGUUCUGGAAGAGCCAUGGCAGCCAGAGCGGGGAACCUGGACCUCUAACUAGCAGUGUUACCUCUUUUCUGAAACGAGAGAUCAAGGCUCUGCUCCGGGUUAUCCUGCUUGGGGCGUCUCAAACAAUGUUUUAUAGAGUCAUCGAUUUAUCCAAAGCUUAUCAACAAUACUCUGCGUUAAAAAACGCCAGCACGUCUUCCAAAGAUCCACUGCGCUACACCGACUUCGUUUCUGAUAUCCAUGAUAUUAUACUGAGUACUACGAACAAGCGACUAAUCACUUUAUUGCACAAUCAUCUUCUUCAUUUCUACAAAAUAAAGUAUCCACAGCUAUUCUAUAUGAGGAAGUCCGUCACAGGCACUGUUUUGACUCUGGAUGAGCAUCAGAAGUUAGACCAACAAUAUGCGCAGUACGUUGAGACACUUAUAGAGCAGCAGGUUUACUGUAGUACGUGUCACGUCGAAGUGCACACAGAAGCAGAUAUGCAGGCACACAUGAUGGGACGAAGGCACAGGGCAGCAGUUCGACACAGCACACAGAAGACCAAUCAUGAGCACUAUGAGGCAUUUGCUAUUUUACAUAAGACUUUACUUUUACUGAACUUCCUGAAGAGAGAAAUGUCUUUGACGGUCAACUACAAUACCCUAGGGGAUACCUCCACACAAAGCGUGUCGCAACCCUUUAUAGAGUGUUACGAGGAAGACAGGAUCAAUAACUUUACUGAGAAGCUAAUUGACUUAUCUUAUAAGCUGACAGUUUCGCUUAGUCUCCAGGUUAGCAGAGAUGCAUACGUACCCAUUCUAUCCCUUUUACCGGCGGGUGUUGUUAAGCAAAACAAUGUAAGUGACGUGGCAGGAAGAAUAACCGUUAAGAAACAGAUAUAUGAUCCUAACACUGGUGAGGAAAUACCCAAGUGGCAGUACGAUGCCCACGGGUUACAUCGUCGAUUUUUGUGCGAAGUAUGUGGAGAGUUAUUUUACUACGGGCAAAAGGUAUUUGAUAAGCACUUCUUAGAAAGACAGCACAUAGCGGGGUUAGAGGCUCUCGGCAUAAACAGUGAUGAGUACAAACGGUAUGCAGGACUUACCACACGGUCAGCCGUCCUUGAUCUCAAGGCCGCGAUGAGCAAAGCUACUCCAUGUAAUACUGCUCAUUGCAGUAGCGCGUUGCCAUAA